This is a messenger RNA of Ichthyophthirius multifiliis, 1515 nucleotides long. RefSeq names its product protein kinase domain protein. The record is from RefSeq and is a predicted model, not a curated record. The transcript has 2 exons. Gene Ontology annotation, molecular function: calmodulin binding; calcium/calmodulin-dependent protein kinase activity; calcium ion binding. Lineage: Eukaryota; Ciliophora; Oligohymenophorea; Hymenostomatida. Gene Ontology annotation, biological process: intracellular signal transduction; peptidyl-serine phosphorylation; protein autophosphorylation. Gene Ontology annotation, cellular component: cytoplasm; nucleus.
AUGGGAUGUGGUUCCUCACAUAAUUUAGACUAAGUAAAAUUAGUAAAAAAGAAGGCCUAAUUAACUAAUUUUUUAUAAGAUUCAAAACGAAACAUUCGUUAAGUUUACAAGUUUAUAUCUGUAUUAGGAAAAGGUGGUUUCGGAACUGUAAAACUAGCAUAAAUGAGAAAUAAUUCCAAAUAAAAGAUUGCCAUAAAAAUAAUAUAAAGAUCCCGUUUAAGAAGUAAUGAAAUAAGUUUUUUGAGAGAAUUAGAAAUUCUUCGUUCUUUGGAUCAUCCAUAUAUAAUAAAAUUCCACGAAGUUUAUGUGGAUGAGAUGUUUUUUUACAUUUGCAUGGAAUAUUGUGAAGGUGGUGAACUUUUAGAAAGAAUUACUCAAAAAAAAUUUUUUAAAGAAUCUGAAGUAGCUUAAAUAAUGGAAAAGUUGCUUUAUGCAGUUAAUUAUAUGCAUAAUAGGGGAAUUUUACAUAGAGAUUUGAAACUUUAAAAUAUUCUUUUUGCCUCAAAAUCAGACAAUUCUGAUAUAAAAAUUAUCGAUUUUGGUCUUUCGAGUAAAUGUGAUGAGAAAGACCUAAAUAUUGUAGUAGGAACUCCUUUGUAUGUUUCUCCGAAUAUUAUAUAAGGGAAAUACGAUCGAUAAUGUGAUAAUUGGAGUUUGGGGGUUAUUUUAUAUAUUUUGUUAGUUGGAUAUCCUCCUUUCAAUGGAGAUAAUAAAAAUGAAAUUUUUUAAAAAAUUUAAUAAGUAGAUUAUUCUUUAAAAGGAUAAGAAUGGGAUAAUAUUACUGAAACAGCUAAAGAUUUAGUGAAAAAAUUUCUUGUAAUUGAUAGUAAGAAAAUAAUAUCAAUAAGAGAGACUUUAUAACAUCCUUGGAUUUUAUAAUAUUCAAGAAGAAUAUAGAGAGAAUCUACUAGUUUAAUAAAAAAUGGAUAAAAAAAAUCAAUUGGAAAUAUAUAUUAAUAAAUAGAUCCGAAAAUAAUUAAUAUGUUAAAAAAUUACAAACCUUAAAGUAAAUUAAAAACUGAAUUAAUGAAAGUUUUAGUUAAUUAAUUAGACGAAAAAGAAAUAGAAUCUUUAAACAAUGCAUUCAGUUUAUUGGAUUUUAAUUAUUCCGGGAUUAUUGAAAUUUCAGAUUUGUAAUAAGUAAUGUAAGAGGCUGGAUGUAAAUAUACUAAGAGUGAAUUAUAAAAAAUAAUUAAGAAUAUCUCACAGAAUUCAAGUUCUAACUAUAUUAUUUAAUAUAGUGAGUUUAUUGCAGCUGCUUUGGACUAAAUUGUUGAUUUGUAAACGGAAAAAAUAUAAUAAUUUUUUAAGUAUUUUGAUAGAAAUAAUAAUAAUGAAAUUUCGGUUUAAGAUUUAAAAGAAGUAUUUACUAGAAAUGGAAGGACUAUUUCAGAUAAUAAUAUUGCUGUUAUGCUUAAAGAAUUUAUUCCAUAAGGAAAUGGAAAAAUUACAUUCAAGAUUUUUAAUAAAAUUAUUAUUGGAUAAAAUAUGUAUUAUAAAACGUGAAUAUUUUUA